Messenger RNA from Loa loa (African eye worm), 1569 nucleotides. RefSeq lists its product as hypothetical. Gene Ontology annotation, molecular function: UDP-glycosyltransferase activity. Lineage: Eukaryota; Metazoa; Nematoda; Chromadorea; Rhabditida; Onchocercidae. The coding region runs from base 10 to 1338 and encodes 442 amino acids. The record is from RefSeq and is a predicted model, not a curated record. The transcript is spliced from 8 exons.
AUUUUUAGAAUGAUAGCUUUCAUUGGCUUGCUUUUGGUUCUGCUCCCACUUCCAAACAUGAAUGAAGCAGCGAACGUAUUGAUCAUGCCAAGCUCACUAUUUCCGGUUCAUCGGUUCACGAUGCGUACUCUCGCCAAAGAGUUGAUAAAACGGAAACACAAUGUUACGUGGGUUGAAUAUGGUUUCUCCAGGAAGAGUAAAAUCAGUCUCCCAAAAGAAAUAGACGAAAUCUUCUGGAGGGUGAAGUCGUCAAAUCAGGAAAUAAAUGAUUUAUACUUGCAUCGGAAUCACUCAGUACAUUCUCGUAUAUGGGAUGCCGAUUUCAAUGAUGACACGGAGCAAACAACAGCUUGGUUGGCGAGUAUCAAAAUGUGUGAGCAGAUUUUGCUUACCCGUAAACAAGAAUUCGAUGCUUUGGUGACCAAAAAUUUUACAACGGUGAUUGUGGAUGAUCUGUAUAAUCCAUGUGGUUUACUACUGGUUGGUUUGCAAAAAAGUGUUUUUAUCUACUGGUCUAUGACUGUUUUACGUACUGAAUCAGCUUGGAGCAGUCAGAGUCCUAAUUCUCCGAGUUAUUUGCCUGUUUUUGGCACUAGAUUCACCGAUGAUCUAACUUUCCUGCAGCGACUAUACAACUUUGCUUCAUAUUUUCGAUCGCUCUACAUUCAUCAGCAUUUGAUUUUGAGAAGAAUCGACAACCUGUAUAAGAAGUAUUAUGCAGACACGCUGGCGAAUGCAUAUUACAUCGAGCGAAAUGUUUCAAUUAACUUUGUUAAUACACCUCAAAUUUUCGAUUUUGCGCGGCCGUAUAUGCCACGAGUUGCUUUCAUUGGAGCUAUUGAAUGCCGGAAGGCAAAUUUGCUCAGGAGAGAGUGGCUUACUUUUAUUGAUAAAGCAGAUGCGAAAAAUGGGUUCAUAUUGUUUACCACAGGUUUUACAGCACAAUGGAAUCUUGCACCAAAGCAAGUAAUUGAGAGCUUUGUACAGACAUUUGCGAAAAUGCGUGAAAUACACUUUAUUUGGCAAUACAAUGGUCCAAAUAUUUUAAACUUAUCUGCUAAUGUAUACAUUGCAGAAUGGCUUCCACAACAGGAUUUACUAGGACAUCCGAAAGCGCGAGCUCAUAUAACGCAUGGUGGUCUAAAUAGCGUUAUUGAAAGUGUUUGGCAUGGUAUACCUGUGAUAGGCUACCCGUUGACUACUUCCGGUUACGAUAAUUUACUGCGUUUGACAGCACGAAAUGUUGGCAUAAUGCUUGAAAAACGGGAUUUAAGCGAGGGAAAUAUCGCAAAAGCUAUCAAGGAGAUUUAUAAUUCGAAGAAAGUUUUGAUUUUCUAAUUGAAUUUCUUGGAGGGAUCCCAGAGGGAUUCACCGAUGUAUCUUUUUGGUGAUGGGCUUUGUCAAUGUUUUCUCAUGCACUUUUUCAUCCUGUUUCAGUUUCUAAAAGUUUUCCAUGAGUUUCCAAGAUUUCAUUUUGAAGAUUAGUUUCUGUUCAGCUAAAUGCACUUUGAAUUCCAAAUAUUCUUCUAAUUCUGCAGAUACAAAGAAGAAAUGCUCAUUUUUCAAAAC